GAAUGCCUUGCUGAUAAAGUAAUGAAGUAAUACAGAUGUCUUUACGAAAGAUAUUGAUAUUCUCAACGAAUUCAAAAGACUGUGAAAGACAGCUUUUGUUUUCAAGGGCUUUCCCUGUUGCAGAGAAGAAAGCAAAACAAGAACAAGAUGAGAAUUAUGUUAGCCUUCCUUCAGACCAGGAACUAGUAAAUGGUUUACUAUUUGAGCUGGGACAUUUAGUGGAUGGAGUAGAAAUGUUUAAUCCAAGAAGAGACAGCUGUGUCAGGGUAGAAGAAAAACCAGUAGUAGAAGUGUCUACAAGUACAGGAAUAAUAUGGCCCUUGGUUGUGGUGGAACAGAAAGGGUUAGUAUAUUGCUGUUUACCAGUUGUAGAAGCAAAAGAAAGACCUCCAUUAUUACAAAUAUCUGGUGUAACUUUAGGGUUCACCUUACUUUGUGGAUUAGCAGACUACCUCAGACAGAACUCGGAAAUUGAAAUAUAUCAAAUGAAGACAGACUUAUACAGUAUAUUAAACAUUGCAGUACCGUUUGGUAAAGUUAUGGAUGUAAAUAUAGAUGCUGUUUUACCCAAACUUACAUGUAAAAACAACAUAAUGUCACAAAAGCAACCAGCAUGGAAGCCAGUUUUGCAUAAAGGAAAGAAUCAUGUUUACUUUGCAAUAACUGAAUACAUUAAAGCAGUUCUAUAUGGUAGAGAGAAUGUGCCUGAUGUUUGGGAUUUAUAUGGAACAGUCAGCUGUAAAGCAGAACUUGAAGGAGUUACUCCUGAUAUAACUAUAAACGUUACAAGUGAUGGCCUACCUCUAGAUAAUAUAUUGAUCCACCCUUGUGUUCAGAGUGCAGAUACAUCAAAUUUAAGUUCUACUGACACCCGUCCUAAUUCAAGAAGAAUCAGAUUUACUCCACCAUUGGAGAUGUUUACUGUUUGUCAUUACACUGUUCCUAGGUUACAGCAACUUCCUGUUUCUGGUUGCUAUGAAAUGAAGUUAACAGGUAAAACAGCCAUAUUGUCUGUAACCUUACAGUUAAAUUGUAUUAUGAAAAGUGCCAUGGAAUAUUGUGAACUACAGAUACCAUUCUAUAACAAGGGACAGAUAUCUUCAUUGGAAAGUAACUGUACACUGGGAAAUACAAUGUUAUCACCAGAUAAAAGAAUAUUAGUGUGGAAUAUAGGGCCAAAAUUUACAACAAAGACAACACAGAAUAUAUCUAUGGAAGCAACAGUCAACUUUACAGAUAGUCCAACUACUAAUGCAUAUGAAGAUCCAUUUUGCAAAGGACAAAACUCUUAUGCACAGCUCUUUUUCAAGGUACCAGAGUUUACCCAUUCUGGUUGUUAUAUUGAUCCUAAGACUGUCCAAGUUUCUCCUAAUGCUAAAUUUAAAUUAACAACAGUUCAAGAAUACAUGACAGCAGAAUACAAAAUAUGGAACAUCCAUGGUGACAUAUUGACUAGUAAUAUUCCUAUAUCUGUUGGUCAGACUUGAAUAGUUUCUAUGGCAACAGUAAACAACAUUCCAUUUUCUAACAUGAACAAUUUGUGAAUGAUGACCAAUGGGUUUGUGCAAUUAAACCACAUAUAUGUUAAUUUGUUAU
Molecule: messenger RNA, 1596 nt
Organism: Mytilus trossulus (common blue mussel)
Lineage: Eukaryota; Metazoa; Mollusca; Bivalvia; Mytilida; Mytilidae
Product: AP-5 complex subunit mu-1-like
Exons: 14
Coding region: 36-1487 (483 amino acids)
Biological process (GO): endosomal transport
Cellular component (GO): lysosome; AP-type membrane coat adaptor complex; late endosome
Source: RefSeq, a predicted model, not a curated record